Messenger RNA from Hydractinia symbiolongicarpus, 3045 nucleotides. RefSeq names its product kelch-like protein 28. Lineage: Eukaryota; Metazoa; Cnidaria; Hydrozoa; Anthoathecata; Hydractiniidae. Gene Ontology annotation, molecular function: protein binding. The transcript is spliced from 2 exons. The coding region runs from base 107 to 1978 and encodes 623 amino acids. The record is from RefSeq and is a predicted model, not a curated record.
AAGUUUUCAGUUCCAAGCUUUAGAAGGUCGUCUUGUUAUAAAAUUAUAUCAAAUACAUGCAAUGUUUUUCUUAUAAUUUUUGGGUUAUUACUUUAGAAAAAUCGGCAUGUUUGUUCAACAGCAAAUAGAGGACAGAGUGACAAUGCGUCAGCCAUCGCAUUUCACUGAUACCUUUAAAUCAUUAUCUUCUUUCCGUAAGGAUGGGACUUUAUGUGAUGUAUCAUUUCUUGUGGAUGGGAAAAAGUUUAAUGCACACAAAAGUAUAAUGUCUUCCUGUAGUGAUUAUUUUAAAGCUAUGUUUACUGGAAAGCUAGUUGAGUCUAAACAGACAGAGAUAAUAUUAGAAUCCAUUUCAUCAGAAGUGUUUGAACAGAUCAUAGAAUUUAUUUAUGAAGGCAGUUUUACCAUUGACAUGCUCUCAGUUGUGGACAUGGUGCAUGCUUCAAGUCUUUUAUUGUUAAAGGAUAUAACGAAUGAAUGUUUCCAAUUUCUUAAAAAGAAUUUAAGCUUAUCAAAUUGCUUGCGUGUUCGUAAUAUUGGUGUAAAUUAUGAUGACAAAGAUCUUGUUCUAAAAUGCACAGACUUUAUUAAAAGAAAUUUUGAGAAACUUGUUUCUGAGAAUGAGGUCUUAAAUCUGGGAUUUGGAGACUUAAAAACACUGUUGUCCUUUGACGACAUUGUCUGUAAAACGGAAGACACAGUAGCUUUGCUGCUUCAAAAGUGGUUAAAAGUUAGACAAGAUGUUGAAGUCAAUGAAGUACGUUUGUUGUUUAAAACUAUUCGUGUCAAGUUUUUAUCAAGGGAGGGUCUAAGUAGUCUACAAGCUGCUCUCAAAGAAUUGGCUGGGAAGCAUUCUUAUGAUUUUGUCAAAAUGUUCGCCUGUGAACAGAAGCUUCAGUCACGAUCGUCAAGACGUCAAACUAUUUGCCGCACGUCUCAGAGAACAGAAGAAGUCGUUUUCUGUUUAGGAAAACAUGGAGAGACGUAUUGUUACGACAUACCCACUAAACGUUUUCGUCGAUUAGAAAGGUUUCCUGUGGGCCGACAACCUGGGGAACUGUGUGUAGCCAACAAUAAAAUAUACGCAUGCGGGGGGACGCAAAACGUUUCUGUGCUGCAUACCCCAACCAGUAAUAUGUUAUACUGUUAUGACGUGUCGUCCGGACAUUGGAGCCAGUUGGCAUCCAUGGCACACGCUCGAUAUAAACAUUGCUCGGCUUUUCUUCAUGACUGUUUAUAUGUUCUUGGAGGAAAAGGCGAGGACAGAACAAACAAUUUGGAGAAAACUGUUGAAUGUUACGACACUAAAACAAAAUCGUGGAGCCAGAAGACAAUAAUGACUGACCCUCGGGUCUCCGCCACGGCAACGGCGUCAAAAAAACACGUCUAUGUUAUUGGAGGCGAAGGUAGCAGUGGCAUUAGGGGUUUAAAAACAGCAGAACGAUACUGUCCUCGCAAAGAAAAAUGGGAGAGAUUACCGGACUUAAACCACGAGAGAAUAUUGAGCUCAGCAGUAUUUUUUAAUGAGAAAGUUUUUGUUUUCGGUGGCGGAAAUGGAAUUUUUGACUUGAACAAUUUUGAAUUUCUAGAAUCGAACGAAAGUCAGUGGACUGUCGUAACUGUACCGUACGCCACGCCGAUUCACUGCGCGCUGGCUGUGCAGGACAAAAUACUGGCAAUAGGUUCGUCUGCUUGGGGAGAUGAUCUGGUUUUACAGUGCUCUGUUGUUGGACGAAGGGGUGUGCACUGGAAACACAUUAAAGAAUUUAUCCAUCCUUCCCAUCGUACUAAAAGUAUGAAGUAUGAGAUAAUAUCGCUCCUUAACUAUGAAAUUCAAAACCAACCUGAGACACAGUGCGAUUGUAAUUACUAUGAAGAAGACAGUAGUGAUGGUGGUGGUUCGCUACAAUCUUCCCUUAUCGAUUCAGACGAUGACGAAGGUUGGAUGGAUCUUGAUCCGUGGGGUAUUUGGGUAUAAGUUUUAAGUUCUCUUAAAGUUUUUCCAAUCUCUAGUUGUGACAUAAUCUAGUCAUCUUAUUCAAAAUAUGAAGUAGUAUAUCUUUCCAAGAAAACCCGAGGUCUAAAAUAAUGUUGGACUUAUAUUAUAGAGCUUAAAAAGGUAUUUAACAAGCCUUUUUAAAUUUUUUAAAAAGCUUUUUUCGUUCUCAAGAUAUUUAAAGACAUUAAAAGAAUUUCAGAUUUAAUUAUGCUGCAUAAAUUAUGAUAUCAUAUUUAAGUAGUAGCAAAUUUUGACAUUGAUUUUCUGUCAUCAGUAAUUUUAGACCUGUUAUGGGAUGUGCAUUCAAACUUUAUCAAUGCAUAAAAAUUUAAAGGUGAAUUGAUUAACAUAAUUUUUAGCUAAAAUGACACUCGUUUGCUCGUCCCAGGCCCCUUAAUUUAAUUUCAAAUGACCCAAUAACUCGGGAUCCGCGGAUUGGUUUGCAAAAAAAAAAUUUGUGUAAACUUGUAUAGGUCUUAUAUGUUUACUCACAAAAUUUGAUUGCAAACCGACAUGCAGAUCCCAAGUCUAAAAUUACUGAAUGCGGAAAAUAUCAAAAUAUGCUAUUGCUUAAAUAUGACGUUAUUAUUUAUGCAGCAUAAUUAAAUCUGAAGUUCUUUAAAUGUGAAUAUCUUAAAAACGAAAAGAGUUUUUUAAAAAAAUUGAAAAGACGUGUUCACCAACUUUUUAAGCUCUAUAUUAUAAAUCCAACAUCAUUUUAUACCUCGGGUUCCCUUAACAAACCCUAACCGCUUUGGCAGGGAUUUUGUUACUUCUCAUUGCUGGCACUUAUUGUCGGAUCUGUCAAUAAGCGUAGUGACGAUGAGAGACUAAAUGUACCGGGAACAAAGUUGAAAAAUCCGGACUCUCGAACAGAGGCCAGGUCAAUAUUUUUAUCUCGCAUUCUAGGGGGUGUAGCCUUUCUUUAACUCAUUGUACGCGUUUCAUCCCCGUAGCAUGUUAAUUCUACAGACCGUUGUAUCGUGGGUUAUUAAUUUUGCGACGUUAGUGUUUAUGACUUAUUAGGGUAAGAUGAUUUUUGUAAA